AUGUUUGAUAACUCUAACUACCCCUUCAACUGUUUUAAUUACGAUGGAGACGGAUAUCCCACCUCCAGCACAGACGAAGAGAAGAAAAUGUGUAGACCUGCAUACAGUGUGUGUCUGUGUGUCAGCUACAUAGCUCUGAUAGCCAUGGCCAUCCAGCAGAGCCCCGAGCAGCGGGUCACUCUGUCGGGCAUCUACGAAUUCAUCAUGAAGAGAUUUCCGUACUACCGCUCCAACCAGAGAGCCUGGCAGAACUCCAUCAGACACAACCUGUCUCUCAACAGCUGCUUCAUCAAGGUUCCUCGUACAGAGGGCAAUGAGAAGGGAAAGGGCAACUACUGGACUUUUGCCACCGGCUGUGAAUCGAUGCUCGACCUGUUUGAAAACGGCAACUUUCGGCGUCGCCGGCGCAGGAGGAACAUGAAAAUCGGCUUCCGUGAUUCCAGAGAAACCCCUUUCCACCCUUUGGAAAGCCACAGCAAUCAGCACCUACCCGCAGCUCGGCGGCCAGAACCCGACUCCACCGUCUGCGCUUUGAACCCUGAGAGGCCGAGGUCAGGCCCCCAGCCAAACCACCUCAUCCCAAACCCCACACAGCAUGGGAAACCAGAGUCAGAGAUCAAGUUUAGCAUUGACUACAUCCUAUCCACUCCGGAUCCACCCCUGUCUGGGGUCAGAUCCUCCCACGGCCCCGUUCACAUAGGGCCCACAGGGCCUCCAAUACAUGUCCUGGAGCCCCAACAUCUGAACCUGCACUUCUGGACUCUGUAA
This is a messenger RNA of Anoplopoma fimbria (sablefish), 768 nucleotides long. It is a transcript of the gene foxl3, whose product is annotated as forkhead box L3. Gene Ontology annotation, biological process: regulation of transcription by RNA polymerase II; anatomical structure morphogenesis; cell differentiation. The transcript has 3 exons. NCBI's taxonomy places the organism in Eukaryota, Metazoa, Chordata, Actinopteri, Perciformes, Anoplopomatidae. The coding region runs from base 1 to 768 and encodes 255 amino acids. The record is from RefSeq and is a predicted model, not a curated record. Gene Ontology annotation, molecular function: RNA polymerase II cis-regulatory region sequence-specific DNA binding; DNA-binding transcription factor activity, RNA polymerase II-specific.